AAAAAAUAUUUUUUUUAUUAGUUUUUACUUCUACUAAAUAAAUUUUACACCAUAUAUUAAUUGCUCAAAGAGCAAAAUGCCCAAGCAGCCAACGCGUGAAAAAAAAGUUCGGAAAAACCCAAUUCUUCCCGAUUGGGACGAACUUCGUAAGCAAGUUGUGCCGUACACCUUCGUCGAAGCAAGACGCUUAAAAAUUGACAUAUACGAUGCACUAACUCAAGAACUCUACGAAAAUGGAUCAGUUAUGGGAGGACUAUUACUUUCAUGCCUUAUAAUGAAAGAACAAAAAUUAUACGAAGGUCAAGCCAUACACCUACGUUUCAAAGAUAAACGGAAGUUCCUCAUUGAAUUUUUCUUUAAUCUUAGAGAUGGUGAGGGUGCGCUUGCAACUGACAGAGAGAAAGGAAUGGAAGUAUGUGCCAGAAAUAUGUAUCGUAUCAUCAAACUUUUUGAAGCAAAUUUGAGAAGCUAUGAGUGGGCCUUUAGUGAUGUAUUGUCGUACGCUUUCAAAAUGUGCUUGCCAUUUGAUGGCAAAAUGAAAAACCACGAAAAUUUAGUACGUGUUUUUUAUAAAUUCGGAAGAUAUUUCGGAGAAAAAUGUGUUCAUAUGGACUUUUGCUCGACUGUUUUGGAAAGAGCGCAAGUUAUUUGCCGUGGUGAAGAUUGGCUUUCGGAUGAGAUAAUCAAUGUAGAGUUUGACAUAUUUUGUAGUCUACAUAAGGAUGUGGCUUAUGCUACCGCAAAUCUAUUAAUUUCACUGGGUAGGCAAACGGAAGACGCUGUUGAAGCCACUAGUUAUGGUGCUAAAGCAGUUAGCGCUAUAUCAGAGAUUGGUAGAUACAUGCAUAAGGCACAAUAUUGUCGUACUACACUUGAUUACGUUGACAUACUAACAAAUCACAACUACCUCGAUGAUGCUUUAGCUUCACUAAGCAGAAUAGAGAACGACGUUAGAUAUUUUAGUGAUCUGGAAUUCGAUAUUUUGUGGGCACGGUUCAAUUACGAAAAAGGCAGAGUUUACACGUAUAAAAACAUUUCCGAACUGGCAUUGAAAACACUACACAUUGGACUGGAGAAGGCUCAUGAAUUAAAUUUAAAUGAUUUGGAAAUUAAAGGACUUAAAUUAGUGGGUGAAAAUUAUGGGUAUUUGCAGGACUGGAGACGAGCCAGACAAACAUUUGAUAGAGCACGUACUUUAGCCAAUGAGAUCGGUGAUACUUACAGCAAAACCUUAAUGUAUUUCUUAUCAGCAAAUUUAAUAAAACAGCAAUUUAUGGCUCAUUCUAAACUUCUAGUGAAGAGCCGUCGUAGAUAUAAUCCAAUAGCUUUUCAUAUAUUCACCGAAUGGAAAUUUAAAUCAAUUUCUUUCUGGCAUUACUACAGUGUAAAUGAUUUGAAAGAAUUAAUGGGUAAUAGUGAUUGCAUAAUUGAUGAAACAAGGAUCUACAGAAGGCUGAGGCGUACCUUAUCAUCUAGGGGCACUAAAUCAUACUAAAAUUGAAAUUUCAUUCAUAUUUUUAUAAAGUUAAUUGUUUAAUGUAGAAACAAUAGAAAUUUUAUUUUUGCUUUAGAGAUUUCUCAUAAAGACAAACCAAAGUUAAAGAUUAAAAAUUAUGUU
Molecule: messenger RNA, 1618 nt
Organism: Teleopsis dalmanni
Lineage: Eukaryota; Metazoa; Arthropoda; Insecta; Diptera; Diopsidae
Exons: 4
Coding region: 77-1495 (472 amino acids)
Molecular function (GO): protein binding
Source: RefSeq, a predicted model, not a curated record